AUGACCGUCAACCCCGAAUAGUAAGUUUGACCAAUUUUUGUGCCGGUUUCUUUGGAUUUUAGACGUUUUUACUGAUGUUCUCCAUGUAACCUAGUAGUUUUUGCCAAUUUUGGCAGUAUAUCGGGUUGAUAGAUGCUGUAACACGUUUAUCAUUACCCUGCCUGUGCUUGAAAAACUUGUGGGCCCAUAAAAUUUGCGGAAGGUCGUAAAUUCAUCUGUUUUUCGGCCGUCCAAUUUCUGAUGUGGUGUUGAACAUAGAUUGAGCUAGGUUUUGUCGAAUCUUGACUAAAUUCAACCGGAAUUGUUGCAUAACAUCCAGUAGAGUACUUUUCAACUUCUCAUGACGAAACUGCGUAACAUUUUCAUGUUUCUUUCGAGAUUUUUGAAGGUUUGGUGUCAAUGUCAAGUGUAAUGUCGGAGAAGCUGAUUUCUACCAGUAAAUCUCAAAUAAACGGUGAUAGCACUUUGCUCAGCUAUGAGUGCCAUUACCACUUCAUUUUAUACGAGACUUGCCGCUUCUAUACAGUUUCGGAGUUUUAACACGUGACCUAGUUUUAUCGAUCUCCCACCAAACUCCUAGCGGAACGCCUCGAGUUUUUUUGAAUGGCGGAUUGAGGUCAUCAGGCGCAUAUUUCCGCUGUUUUAAAGUUAUCCGAUCCGUUUUUUAUUGAGAUCUUUACGUUUGUUUAUUUCCAGUGACUACCUCUUCAAAUUGCUGCUGAUCGGUGACUCUGGUGUUGGAAAAUCUUGUUUACUGUUGAGAUUCGCUGAUGAUACUUAUACCGAGUCUUACAUCUCCACCAUUGGAGUCGAUUUUGUAAGUUUUUUUUUGAUUAUAUUAUACUUGAUCAAAUUUAGUGCUAAAACUUGAAAAUCAAGGUUCAACAAGGAUAAAGUCUUGAAUAUAUUGUUGCCCUCUGGUAAUGGGUUUGUUUUUCAGAAAAUCCGUACCAUCGAGUUGGAGGGCAAAACCAUCAAACUUCAAAUUUGGGACACCGCUGGCCAGGAACGCUUUAGAACUAUCACUUCAUCCUACUAUCGUGGCGCUCACGGUAUCAUUGUCGUUUAUGACAUCACCGACCAAGACACUUUCAACAACGUGAAACAAUGGCUUCAAGAAAUCGACCGGUAUGCCAACGAGUCCGUCAACAAGUUGUUGGUCGGAAACAAGUCUGAUCUCCAGUCCAAACGUGCCGUCGAGACCGCUGUGGCUCAGGUAUGCGUAUACGAAGGUUUUUGCUUGGAGAUUUUUUUUGGUGCUAUGGAAUUAACCGUUUUAUGUUAGACUUGGACAUUGAUGUAGAUAGUCAAAUAUGAUUGGUAAUAUAAUCUUCUGUUGUUUCAGGAAUACGCGGAUCAGCUCCAAAUCCCCUUCCUUGAGACGUCCGCCAAAUCGUCAACCAAUGUUGAACAGGUGAGCAUAUUUUUUAUUUUGUUUUUGUCUUUAGGUAAAGGUCAAGUAUAAUAUUGGAAAAAUAAAUGGACGCGUUAAACGAGGCAUGAAGAAAUGAUGUCCUUUAGUUAGCCAAAGUUAUAGAGGAAGUAUUACGAUACUUUUGAUCAAUCGAUCUAGUCUAGUUUAUGCGAGAUACAUAAAUUUUCCAGGAGCCUUCCAGUAUAAUAUAAUUUUUUCACUAACUUUGCCCUUUUGCAGGCUUUCAUCACUAUGGCGACGGAGAUCAAGAACAGAAUGGGACCCCUGCAGCAAGGCGGCGCCAACCCAUCAGCCGUCCGAAUCGGGCCCAGCCAGUCAGUCCAGGACAAAAAGUCGGGCGGUUGCUGCUAA
Messenger RNA from Bursaphelenchus xylophilus (pine wood nematode), 1786 nucleotides. The record is from the annotation of a GenBank genome assembly. NCBI's taxonomy places the organism in Eukaryota, Metazoa, Nematoda, Chromadorea, Rhabditida, Aphelenchoididae.